Molecule: messenger RNA, 3522 nt
Organism: Cucumis sativus (cucumber)
Lineage: Eukaryota; Viridiplantae; Streptophyta; Magnoliopsida; Cucurbitales; Cucurbitaceae
Product: disease resistance protein RGA2
Exons: 1
Coding region: 149-3364 (1071 amino acids)
Biological process (GO): defense response to other organism
Molecular function (GO): ADP binding
Source: RefSeq, a predicted model, not a curated record
CAUUUCUAUGAAGCUUCCUCUAUCCCAAGUCCACGUUGACUUGCAAAGACCACUUUGAUUUAUACCUAUCCUUUUGGAUUUUAGAUCUAAUUCUUCUCCAAAUCAUUAUUUGAGCAUUCUUUCUGAGAGAGAACCUUAGAAUUGCACAAUGGCUGAUUUCCUAUGGACUUUUGCUGUGGAAGAAACGUUGAAGAAGGUGUUGAAGGUUGCAGGGGAGCAAACUGGCCUAGCAUGGGGCUUCCAGGAACAUCUCUCCAACCUCCAAAAAUGGCUACUCAAGGCUGAAGCUUUCUUACGCGAUAUCAACAUGAGAAAAUUACAUCUUGAUUCUGUGAGGAUGUGGGUGGACGAUCUUCAACAUCUUGUUUAUCAAGCCGAUGAUCUAUUAGACGAAAUUGUUUAUGAAGAUCUUCGACAAAAGGUCCAAACAAGAAAAAUGAAGAAGGUGUGUGAUUUCUUUUCUCCUUCUACCAAUGUUUUGAUCUUUCGUCUUAACAUGGCAAAAAAAAUGAUGACUCUUAUAGCAUUGUUAGAAAAGCAUUACCUUGAGGCUGCUCCUUUAGGACUAGUGGGAAAUGAAAAUGCAAGUCCUGAGUUCGAUGUUAUUGGUCAAUAUCGAGAGACAAUUUCAGAACUCGAAGAUCAUAAGAUUGUGGGGAGGGAUGUUGAAGUUGAAAGUAUAGUGAAACAUGUGAUUGAUGCUAGCAAUAAUCAACUUACAUCUAUCCUACCCAUUGUUGGUAUGGGUGGAUUGGGAAAAACAACUUUGGCAAAGUUAGUUUUCAACCAUGAGUUGGUUAGACAACAUUUUGAUAAAACUGUUUGGGUUUGUGUCUCUGAACCAUUUAUUGUCAACAAGAUUUUGCUAGAUAUUUUACAAAAUCUAAAAGGCACCAUUUCUAAUGGAGGGGAUAGUAAGGAAGUUUUACUUCGUGAACUCCAAAAGAAGAUGCAUGGCCAAAGAUAUUUUCUUGUGCUUGACGAUGUUUGGAACGAAAAUUCUUUUCUAUGGGAUGAGUUGAAAUACUGUUUGCUCAAGAUCACUGGAAACUCUAAAAAUAGUAUUGUUGUGACUACAAGGAGUGCUGAAGUUGCAAAAAUCAUGGGAACAUGUUCUGGUCAUCUUUUAAGUAAAUUAUCUGAUGAUCAUUGUUGGUCCUUGUUUAAAGAAAGUGCAAAUGCAUAUGGAUUAUCAAUGACUUCAAACUUGGAGAUCAUUCAAAAAGAGUUAGUCAAAAAAAUUGGUGGUAUACCAUUGGCUGCACGAGUUUUGGGAAGGGCAGUAAAAUUUGAAGGAGAUGUUGAGAGAUGGGAGGAAAUGUUGAAAAAUGUGUUAAGCACUCCACUCAAAGAGGAAAAUUUUAUUUUGUCUAUAUUAAAAUUAAGUGUGGAUCGUCUACCGUCAUCUGCAUUAAAGCAAUGUUUUUCAUAUUGUUCAAUUUUUCCCAAGGAUUUUGUGUUUGAAAAACAAGAACUAAUUCACAUGUGGAUGGCACAAGGUUUUCUUCAACCACAAGAAGGAAGGAACAUGACAAUGGAAACUGUAGGAGACAUAUACUUCAAGAUCUUGUUGUCACACUGCUUAUUUGAAGAUGCCCAUGAAACAAAGACAGAGGAAUAUGAGAUACCUGAUCUGCUUGAAUUUGAAACAAGGCCAGAAGAAUAUAAGAUGCAUGAUCUUGUACAUGAUAUUGCGAUAGAAAUUUCAAGAGAUCAAAAUUUGCAACUAAAUCCUAGCAAUAUAUCAAAGAAGGAACUUCAAAAGGAGAUUAAAAAGGUUGCAUGCAAGUUACCCAUGGUUGAUUUCAUUCGACGGAUUCCUUGCAAUAUAGGCCAACUAACAUUUUUUGAUGUUGAGAUAAGGAACUUUGUUUGUUUGCGAGUUUUAAAGCUAUCAACGCUGCCUAGUGAUAAGUUACCGAAGUCAAUUGGUCAAUUGAAACACUUGAGAUAUCUAGAAAUUGCAUGUUAUUUAGGUAGAUUAAAAUUUCCAGAGUCUAUUGUUUCUCUUCAUAAUUUGCAAACACUAAAGUUUCUAUACUCAUACGUUGAAAAAUUUCCGAUGAACUUUACAAAUUUGGUAAGCUUAAGGCACUUGAAAUUAUGGUCAAAUGUUGACCAAACGCCUCCACAUUUAAGUCAAUUAACUCAACUUCAGACAUUGUCUCAUUUUGUGAUCGGGUUUGAAGAAGGUUGUAAAAUUACUGAAUUGGGUCCAUUGAAAAACUUGCAAGGUUGUUUGAGUCUUUUGUGUUUGGAGAAAGUUGAAAGCAAAGAGGAAGCCAAUGGAACAAACUUGGCAGAAAAGGAGAAGUUAAAAGAUCUACACUUAAGUUGGUCCAAUGAAAGAAAAGAUAACAACAAUUACAAUGAUUUGGAAGUGUUGGAAGGACUUCAACCAAACCAAAAUCUACAAUCAUUAGGAAUCUACAACUUUGCAGAAAGACGUUUGCCUAACAAGAUUUUUGUUGAAAAUUUAAGCGUGAUAGGUUUGUAUGGUUGUAAUAAUUGUGAAAAGCUUCCAAUGCUUGGACAAUUAAACAACCUAAAGAAACUUGAGAUUUACAGCUUCCAUGGCGUCCAAAUUAUAGACAACGAGUUCUAUGGUAAUGAUCUAAACCAAAGAAGGUUCUUCCCAAAGCUUGAGAUAUUUGUAAUGUGUGAUAUGAUCAACUUAGAGCAAUGGAAAGAAGUAAUGACAAAUGAUGCAUCAUCAAAUGUUACAAUCUUUUCCAAUCUUAAAUGCUUGGAAAUACGUGGAUGUCCCAAAUUAACAAAACUUCCAAAUGGACUACACUUUUGUAGCUCCAUUCGACGUGUGACAAUAAACCAAGGUUCAAAUUUGAGCAUAAAUAUGAGAAAUAAGCCGAAAUUAUGGUAUUUAAACAUUGGUCCAUUAGAUAAACUGCCUGAAGAUUUAUGUCAUCUAAUGAAUUUGGGGGUAAUGAGAAUUGUUGGAAAUAUGCAAAAUUAUGAUUUUGGCAUCCUUCAGCACCUUCUUUCCCUUAAAAAAAUUACUUUAGUCGAGGAUGAGUUGAGCAACAAUAGUGUAACACAAAUUUCUGAACAACUUCAACACCUCACUGCCUUGGAAUUUCUGUCCAUUGAAAAUUUUGGAGGCAUUGAAGCUUUGCCAGAAUGGUUAGGAAACUUUGUAUGUUUGCAAACACUCAGUCUUUAUAACUGCAAAAAUUUGAAAAAACUGCCUUCUACAAAAGCAAUGCUACGUCUCACUAAAUUAAAUCAAUUGUAUGCUUGCAAAUGUCCGAUGCUACUACUCGAAGAAGGUGAUCCAGAGCGAGCAAAACUUUCCCACUUUCCAAACAUGUUGGUUCAGCGCAACGGUUAUCAGAAGUGUAUUUAGAUUUUUUCGUUUUUUUUUGCACUCUUGAAAGCAAAUGUGUACUAAAGUUUUCAAAACAGACUUGUAUUAUUAUUAUAUGCUCCAACCACUUGAUACUCUCAAUAUACAUUUCAUCCACUAAAAAGUGGUCAUGCAUACAAAGUAGGAAAAUUAUGUGA